AUGACCUCUAUCAAGCUCUUUUUUGCUGAUGAAUGCCGUAGAAUUCCACAUGCACCUCCCACCAUCAUCCAGCUUCGAGAAAAAAUAAAAGAAUUAUUCGGAGUUGAAAAUCCACUUAUCCAAUACAAAGAUGAAGAAGAUGAUUUAAUUACAAUUCAAACUCAAGAAGAAUACACCGAGCCUCUCACUUCAACACGAGGGCCAUUAAAGCUAUAUAUCAGUCAGGUAGUCAACUUCGCAUCAAUCCUCGCAAGUGUUCCUUUAUGCAGUUCUGAUGCUGGCCACGAAAGUGAAGAAGACAUUGAAUUGCUUGAAUCUGGAUCAGCAGAAGUUGACGCAGCUGUGCCAAAUGCUGUUGAAAAAUCAAUAGAAACAGCAGAAAUUGAGUAUCAAGAAGUAGGGAACUCAGUUAUUGUUCCACAAACAUCAGAGCAAGCCAGCAAUACAAGUUUGGUAACAGAAGAAAAAGGGAUCAUUACAACUGAUUUUCAAAUGAUUGAUGAAUCCUGCUGCUCAAAAGUAGAAACUGCUGAGAGUGGCUGUGAUGCAAAAAAAUUCUCGUCUCAAAAUAUAGAAACUGUACCUUUUCAAAUUGAAAGCGUGGAAUCAGAAACAGUGGCAAUUCCUAUGAUAGAAAAUUCUUCUAAUACUGCAGAGCUGCAAAUGAAAGAAGCAGGGGUUGGCCCUAGAAAAGGAGGGGAAAUAGGAGUCCAAAGCAUUGAAGCCAUGCCAGGACUGCUUGAAAGUUUAAGAAGUAUCAUUAGAGAAGAAAUUGGGAGCCUAGAUAAGCUAAAACUGUCAGGUUUACAAGUUGUGCACCAAGUAGAGUGCAGAAUAUGCCAUACGAAGCCUAUAGUUGGAAUUAGAUAUAAAUGCCAAGAGUGUGGGUUUAGCCUUUGUGAAGUUUGUGAGGAUUCUUUUGACCAUGAGCAUCCGAUGUAUAAGAUGAAAAAAGCUGAGGAAGCUGCAAUAAAACUUCCUCCCCCUCCACCCCCAGUUUUUAAUCUGCCUCAUCUGCUGCCUAAUAUUGAAAAAGAGCCAGCUAAAAAAGUGAUUGAACCUCCAAAGCCUAUCCCUGCUAUACCAGCUCCUAUUAAAUAUCCUGAUAUUGAACCAAUAAAACCACAAAAUCCAAUCGAAGAAAUUAAUAGAGUUAAUAAAAUGUCAGAAAGGUUCCAAAAAGCCAAACAAUUGGAAGAUCUAGGUUUCAAAGAUGCAAAGAAAAACCUAAGAGCACUAGAAAAAGCUAGCUAUAACCUGGAUCAAGCAGUUGAAAUAUUAUUGGAAGAAUAA
This is a messenger RNA of Blepharisma stoltei, 1293 nucleotides long. The record is from the annotation of a GenBank genome assembly. NCBI's taxonomy places the organism in Eukaryota, Ciliophora, Heterotrichea, Heterotrichida, Blepharismidae.